Molecule: messenger RNA, 1953 nt
Organism: Pediculus humanus corporis (human body louse)
Lineage: Eukaryota; Metazoa; Arthropoda; Insecta; Psocodea; Pediculidae
Product: DNA double-strand break repair Rad50 ATPase, putative
Exons: 3
Coding region: 1-1953 (650 amino acids)
Cellular component (GO): Golgi apparatus
Source: RefSeq, a predicted model, not a curated record
AUGAGUUCAAAAGAAGAUUUGCUUGAUGUUUUGGAUGAGCAAAAAAAAACAAUUGAAAAAUAUAGCAAUAAAUUAAGAGAUGUUGUAGCAGCACAUAAAAGUUUAUUAAUUGAAAAAAAAGCUCUUGAAGACACUAUCAGUAUAUUAAGUGCUUCUAAACAAAAAGAAUCCAAAACUGAAUUAAUAGAGUUUGAUGAAGAAUCUAAAGAAAAUGAGACUGCCUCUGACAAAAAUGAAGAAGAAAAAAAAAAUCAAUUGAGUUCGCUAUUAAGUUCAAUCUCGAAAUUGGUUGCUGAAAAAUCUCAUAUGGAAGAAAGUUUUAAAACGAAUCAAAAACAAAUUUUAGAGGAUAAAAAAGCUAUUGAAGAUAAGUGCAAAAGACUUGAAGAAAAAGUAAAAAUAUUGACAAAGCAAAUUAAAAAUGAAGAAAGCAAAACCCCUGGUGAUUUCUUUUUUUUAAAAAAAGAUUCCAAAAAGAAUGCUAAAGGAGAUAGUUUACAAAACAAAAAGCCAUUUUCAAAAACUGAUGUUUUAUACAAUUCCAACAUUGAUGACUUAAUGUUGCAAAUAAAAAAUUAUGAAAAAGAAAUAAAAAAUUUAAAAAGUGAGUUGGAAGCUAAAAGAAUUGUUCAGGAAUUAUCAGAAAAAAAGGUGAAGGACUGUACUAUUGAUUUAAAUAAAUUACAAGAAGAAGUUAGAAAUUUACAAAUUGAGCAUCAAGUUGCUCUUAAGGUUGAAAAAGAAAAAUCAAAAAAUAUCGAAGACCAUGCCAAAAAAACAUCUGCUGCUCAAGAAGAAAGGGUAGUUAAUUUAGAAACAAGAUUAGCUGAACUAUCUGAAACAAUUGGAUCCUAUGAUAGACUAAGAUUGCAAGACCAAGCUGAAAUUCACAAGUUAAAAGAACACAUAACACAAAUGGAUUUAACUUGCAAAGGAAAUUCAUUUCAAAGUCGAAAAGAACUACCUAAUUCUGAUGACUUUGAUGAUAUCGUAGAAAAUAUAAUAAAUCUCAAAAAACAUUUGCAAAUUAAAUCAAUUCAAUUAGGAAGAGAAGAAGAUUUUCAAAAACUUUUUCCUGAUACUUAUGGUAAUGAAACUUCUCAUACUUCAUGCAAAGAAGAAUUAAACAAAAUAAAAGCUGAAUAUGAUUUAUUAAAAAACACAACACAACUAAACAAAGCCAAUUUACAUACUGAAAAAGAAGUUACAGUUUAUCAAAACCAAAUAAAAAAUCUUCAAGAAAAAGUUAAAAAUUUAAGUGAAAAAAAUGAAAUUAUGGAAAAUGAGUGGAAAUUGCAAGUUGAUCAGCUUAAAAAAACGAUGAAAAAUGAAAAAGAAAGAUUUAAAGACACAUUAUCAGCCUCCGAGUUAGAUUUUCGAGGAAGAGUAUGGUUACUAGAAGAACAACUUCAAAAGCAACGUGAAAGAUCUUUAGCUUUACUAGAAGAAAAGGAACAAGAAAUACAAUCUCUUCAAAACACAUUUCAGAUGUUAUUACCAGGCAAUUUGCAGAACUCUAAUAAUUCUUUCUCGGAAACCAAAAUUCUACCUAGUCAAAUAAUAGAUGGACCACACAUAGUUCAUUACACGAAUGAAUUAGCUAGGAAAGACAUUGAAAUAACUAAUUUGAGAAAAAGUAAAAAUCAAAUGGAAAUUCAAAAUAGAGAUUUGCAAAAAGAGAUAAUUUCAAUAAGUGAAAAACACAAAGAAGAAUUACAAAUACUAAAUGCUGAGAUAUCAAGGUUAAAAAGAUACCAAAGCAGAGAAGGUGCCAAUUUGGAAUAUUUAAAAAAUGUCGUCUAUAGUUUUUUACUGUCUAGUGAUCCAAAAUCAAAGAGACACAUGUGUAAUGCAAUCGCUGCAGUAUUAAAAUUUAGUGAUUCAGAAUUACAAAAAGUUAUUGAUCACAGCAAAAAUAAAUGGUGGACUAAAUCAAAUUAUGCCUUACAAUAA